Molecule: messenger RNA, 3124 nt
Organism: Nerophis lumbriciformis (worm pipefish)
Lineage: Eukaryota; Metazoa; Chordata; Actinopteri; Syngnathiformes; Syngnathidae
Gene: mvk
Product: mevalonate kinase
Biological process (GO): isopentenyl diphosphate biosynthetic process, mevalonate pathway; isoprenoid biosynthetic process; cholesterol biosynthetic process
Cellular component (GO): cytosol; cytoplasm
Molecular function (GO): ATP binding; mevalonate kinase activity
Source: RefSeq, a predicted model, not a curated record
CGGUCCGACCUCGCACUGGACAUAUACUUUUAUUUAAAUUUUACCUUACAUAUUUUACGUUUUCGUCGAGCCUCUAUGAACGCUUCAAAGUUGUGCGUUAGAACUAUUUAGUAAUUCGGCUUCAAAUGGAUUAACAUUAGCUACCUUUGGCCAAGCUAGCUAAUGAGAAAGACUGAAGUUAGCCAAAGUUAUCUAGCUGUGUUUCUCUGGACCCUUUUUGUAUUUUUUUUUUUAAAAACAUGAAUUUCAAUGACAGCCUCGUAUCUGCUCCGGGGAAGGCAAUUCUCCAUGGAGAGCACGCAGUUGUACACGGAAAGAUUGCACUUGCUGUGAGUUUAAAUUUAAGAACAUACUUGAAGUUGAAAGCCACCACCACUGGCAAAGUUUGCAUCAACCUUCCCAACAUUGACACCUUCCUUUGCUGGGAUGUGUCUGAGCUGAAGAGGCUUACCCAGAAUUCAUGUGGCAGGCAGCAGGAUGAGGUGAAACGUCUCGAUGCUGAACUUGUAAAAAGACUGCGUGAGUUUGUUGGUGCAACAAACGGAAACUUAGAUACUUGCAGCAUGGCUACCUUGGCGUUUCUCUACAUCUACCUUUCCCUGUUUAGAAGUGAGCUGCCAAGCUUGACGGUGUCUGUGUGGUCAGAGCUGCCCACUGGUGCAGGACUGGGCUCGAGUGCUGCCUACUCUGUGUGUUUAGCAGCAGCACUGCUUUGCGCAAGUGGAGCCAUUCCCACUCCUCUCAAAGAGUGCGACCACACUGCCAGGUGGUGCCAGGAGGACCUGGAGCUAAUCAACAGCUGGGCCUUUCAAGGCGAGAUGAUCAUCCACGGUAAUCCUUCUGGAGUCGACAACGCUGUAGGGACGUGGGGUGGCAUGCUGAGGUUCUUGGCCGGAAGGAUCAUACCACUGAGCAGGGUGCCCUUAUUGCGAAUCCUUCUCACUAACACCAAAGUGCCGCGUAGCACUAAGGUACUUGUCGCCAGGGUGAAGGACAAAAUUAACAAGUUUCCUUUGAUUUUGAACCCUGUGCUCGACUCAGUUGAUGCCAUUUCCUGCACUUGUGAGAAAGUCCUUUUAGAAAUGACGAGUGAGCCAAUCACAGGGGAGCACUACAACGUUUUGGAGGAACUCAUUGACAUCAACCAGCACCAUCUGAACGUGAUGGGGGUGGGACACCCGACCCUGGACACCCUGUGUCAGGUCACGCUCGCCAGAGGUCUCCACAGCAAGCUCACCGGAGCAGGCGGAGGCGGCUGUGGCAUCACUCUUCUUAGACCAGAAACGGAGUCCGUUGUAGUCCAGAGUACAAUUCAGGACUUGAAAGACUGUGGCUUUGACUGCUGGGAAACAAGUAUUGGAGGGCCUGGUGUCCAGGCGCAUUCUCCCCUCUCUGUAAAGGAUACUGUUUUAGGAAUUUUAAACCGUUAUUGACUCUCAACUGUGGUCAUGGGUGUGCAAAUGGAAUCUAUUAGAGAGUCACAAGACCUGAGGUGUGCGCUACUGCGACAGUGCACAAAGGGACCUUUUCACGCAAGGCAAAAGUGGAAAAAACAUCAAUCAUGUAUUUCCUUGACUGAUAACUGGACAAAAAACAUUUUCUGAUGUUUAAGACCAUGUCCACAUGAACACUUUAAAUAAUGCUAAAACGACCUCAUUUCACACGAGUGAAGUUUCAAAAAAGUCUCUAUCCACACGCAAACACACAUUUUGUCCAAUUGGACGCCGAGAAAAAUCAGCUAUAGCUGACUUGGUGACUUUAUGCCUCUGUUAUUGUGAUAUACUAUGCAUACAAUGACAUGUACAUUUUGGUUAAAAUCAGUCCAGACUUUCACACACCCCAGGAAACAUCAGUCAUGUUUUUUUAAGUGCCCAACAAUCAUGCGCAAAAUGAAACCAACACUCGUGGAAUUAUAACAAAUUUAAUCAUCACUAUAGUGAUAUAUUACAUGUGCAGUGACGUGUACAUUAUCUUUCAAAUCAGCACAGGAAACAUAUUUAAGGUAGAGCACCCCCACCCCCAUUUGCCACUACACGUAAUGAAACCAACAGUCAAUAACACUCGUUGAGUAGAUACAUACAUGUUCUGUUGUUAUAGAAGGGUUAGAAUCAUAAGAAAAUGUCCCACUUUUCUUAUGACACAAACUUAAAAAGUCUCGCUUGUCAAAGUUGUCCCAUCAGUUGGGUGUUUAAAUGGAAUCUCAUCUAAAAUCGGUGCUGACUAAAGUGUUGCAACAGAAUUUUCUUUUUUAAUUAAAAACAACAAAACCAAGUACAAUAAAUACUACUAAAACUAUGAUACAAAAUAAUUUUAAAGAGAGAAGUUAAAAACUUUAAUUAUAUUUUCUGAGGUUUUAACAACUGAUUGUCCAGUUAAAGGUGCCAGAUAUAGGAAUGUGGCCAGAAAUGGUACUGCUUUCACGGUCAAAAUUCUGUAGUCCCCUCCCACUCUCCAUGACUGAGGUUGCCAGAUACGCAGCCAAAUCCGAGUGCUACUCCUAGGAACUUCAAAUGGCAAUCGAGGAGUCCUAAUAUAUAAUAUAUUACACAUCGCAUAGGCCUACUUUGAUGGCAAAGUAAUGCCUUACUUACCUAUCAAGAAGGAAAUUAGAAAGUUUGGCGUCCGAUGAAAAAAUAUUCUCCGCAUUCAAUCGUCUCCAUCUUUCAAAGGCAUCCCGAUACAAAUCCUCGUUUUGUUCCUGGCUUUGUCAUGAAUAAGUUCAGAAUUGUAACGACGCCUUUUAGAUUUACUAAGGUUUGACAUGUUUAGUAACUUUACCAGUGGCAGUAGCUUGACGGAGAUGGCGGUGCGUAACUGGCAACCUGGAUGUGACACACUCACAGACUUUCCUAUUGUUUAAACGGUGGAGGGCGAGGCAUCGAAAUGAAAACAAUGAAAAUAUUUCGGGGCUGUAAAUCUAAUUUUGAUAUGAGCAUAUCCCGGCUGAACGACUGUUAUCAGUAAUAAAGGUAUUGGAAAAGAACAUGAUUUAUUAAUGCCUUUUGACAUAUCAGGGCCAUUUAAUGAUGACUUGACAUGCAAUUAUUACAUAUGACACUUUUAACUAAGCAGAUGAACAUGUCUGUUCAUUUUGAUAAUUUAUUCCUUUAUUUGUGGUGUUGUC